AUGAGCCGAAAUCCAGUUGCUGGUCAGAAUGUGAACAUUACAUUACAGAAUGUGGGACAAGUGGUGGCUGGUAACCAGCAGAUUACUCUGACUUCACUACCAAUAGCAAGUCCAGCCUCUCCUGGGUUUCAGUUCAGUUCCCAGCCAAGGAGGUUUGAACAUGGAUCCCCUUCCUAUAUUCAGGUCACUUCCCCAAUGUCUCAGCAAGUCCAAACACAGAGUCCGACACAGCCCAGCUCUGUGCCAAUCCAAGCAAUACAAGGCGUUCGAACAGCAACAGCUGGAGCUAGCUUGGGAAUGUGUAGCCAGAGUCCCACUCAUGGAUUUGUAGAUGCAAGUUUGUUUGUUAGACAGCUUAGUCUUGGUGCUCCUGGCACUGGACACUUUGUCUUUCAGGAGGGCUCUGGAAUUACUCAGAUAACACCCGGAACACAAGUGCAUCUUCCUUCUAGUACCUCCACACCAGUUCAGACACGUACUUUGUUGCACUCCAAUUCACAGUCUGCUGGCACUGUUCAUCAAUUUGGUUCACAGAAUACUGUUGCAGCAGGAACCGGUAUACAAACCUUGGCAACUUCAAGCCACCUGACAGCCACCAAUAUACCUACGCAAAUAAGCAGUAUUAUACAAGGACAGUUCAUUCAACAGCCACAGGUUAUACAUGGCCAGCAGCUGGGAAGGACCCUCAGCUUUGAUAGGACUUCUGGUGGAAUGAUAGCGGGUGUUGCGGGGACCUCAACCUUUGGUGUAUCAUCACAACAAACUCCAACAAGUCCAUCUCGGGCUUCUGCUCCUCAGGGACUCUCUAGUCUUCCUCUUACUCCAACAAUGAGUAGCACCUUAAAAAAGCAAACUAAAAGGCAUGAAGAGAUCCCACCUGCAAGUGCUGAAGAUGCUCGGUUGAGAAAACAGUGUUUGGAUCAUCACUACAAAAACAUGAUCAUCCUCAAGGAAAAUGUUAGGGAGUAUCUGAUUGAAAUAUUCUUUCUGCAGCAGUGUCAAGGAAACAUGAUGGAUUACCUGGCAUUCAGAAAGAAGCCUCCAUUAUCCCUUCAACACUUUCUAAAACAAAAUGAUUUGGAUCUGGAAGUGGAAGAGGAAGAAGUGCAAAUAAAUUCUAUGGCCAUUGCAAUGCCGGUAAGUUUGUUUACUUUGUUCCAUGAUUAA
Molecule: messenger RNA, 1167 nt
Organism: Staurois parvus
Lineage: Eukaryota; Metazoa; Chordata; Amphibia; Anura; Ranidae
Source: the annotation of a GenBank genome assembly